AGAUGGAGUUUGGCAAUUAUCAAGUACAGUACUCACUCAACAUCGCGCAUCUCACAGUGACUGCGUGCUUUCCCUUUCCCACAGCGUUUCCUCGUGGAGGCUGCCGCUUCUUUCCACACUUUGGACUUUAUUUGCAUGGGACGCUGAGGCUGCCAUCAGUCGAGCUGUGAUUUUAGUUUCCAGUCCGUUUUUCUGUUCGGAGUUGAAACAUGAGCGCGAGUGGAAACGCGAUGUUCGAGAUGCAUUUAGAGGAGGAUCAGGUUAAAGUUCUGGAGGAGAAUUUCACGAAGGUCAGCAAACACCCCGACGAUACCACGCUGAUGCUGAUCGCAGCGGAGUGUGGACUCAGCGAAGUGGAGACAGCGAAAUGGUUCAGGAUGCGAAACGCUCAGUGGAGGAAAGCAGAGGGUCUCCCUGCUGAACUGGGAUCAGUGAAGGACUGAUGGAAGAUCUUCAUGUUGUUUUUCUCUCUCUGCUCCAGUGAUUGUUCAGUAGACCAUCUCACUGUCUUUCUUUUCUUAUUUGAGUCUGAAGUCUGAUAUGGGUCUUAUUUUUUAUUUUAUUUUAUCUAAGUUGUAAUCUUUAGCAAAAUGUAUGCCCUAUAGCCUAUUUUUGUUGUCUUAACUAUUAAAUGUAAGUAAAUAAAUUAAAUGUAAGCAUCUAUAUAUAAAAUAUUACAUCUGUAUUUUCAGGGUUUGAUUUUAUGUGUUGAGUGAUUAGUAUUAAGCUUGUUUGCUUUCUCAUUGGGAGAAUCAUCUUGGAGUUGAGAAAGAUAGAAAAGCAGAUAAAGUUACAAUUAACCUAUGGCUUAAUUUAUGAACCUAAAAAAAUAACAGAAAAAAAAAGA
Carassius carassius (crucian carp) is the source of this 847-nucleotide messenger RNA. RefSeq names its product HOP homeobox (gene hopx). Gene Ontology annotation, biological process: regulation of transcription by RNA polymerase II; cell differentiation. NCBI's taxonomy places the organism in Eukaryota, Metazoa, Chordata, Actinopteri, Cypriniformes, Cyprinidae. Gene Ontology annotation, molecular function: DNA binding. The coding region runs from base 210 to 443 and encodes 77 amino acids. Gene Ontology annotation, cellular component: nucleus. The record is from RefSeq and is a predicted model, not a curated record. The transcript has 2 exons.